Messenger RNA from Racocetra persica, 1758 nucleotides. The record is from the annotation of a GenBank genome assembly. NCBI's taxonomy places the organism in Eukaryota, Fungi, Glomeromycota, Glomeromycetes, Diversisporales, Gigasporaceae.
GGGCUUGAGACGAAGUGUUGAUGUGAGCCCCGAAGUUAGUGUUGUUAGGGACAUUCGUGAAAAAGAACUAAGAAUUUAUACUGAUGCUGGAAGAGUAUGUAGACCUUUAUUCAUUGUAGAAGACCAAUGUUUAAAAAUAAGUAAAGAACUUAUACAUAACCUGGAUGUUAAUAAGCUUAAAGGUCGAACAAGUGGGCAGGCGGAUGAUGAUAAAAAUAUAGAUGGCAUUGAUGAUGAAAUACAGGAUGAAGAUGCUGAGGAACAAGGCACAAGAAGUCGACGAAAUAGACAAGUUUAUGCAUGGCAUGAUUUAAUUUCCAAUGGCGCAAUUGAGUACAUAGAUGCGGAAGAAGAAGAAACAGUUAUGAUCUGUAUGACUCCUGAAGAUUUAGCAGCGUCAAGGUAUUAUUAUCAAACUGGUGUUACACCAUCGUCAAAAGCACACGAAAAAGACGUGGCAGCUCGUGUUAAAAGUGAAACAAAUUUAUACAUACAUACUUGGACACACUGCGAAAUUCAUCCUAGUAUGAUACUAGGAAUUUGUGCUAGUAUUAUUCCUUUCCCUGAUCAUAAUCAGUCACCGCGUAAUACUUAUCAAUCCGCUAUGGGUAAACAAGCAAUGGGCAUUUACGUAACAAAUUAUCAGUUACGAAUGGACACUUUGGCAAAUAUUUUGUAUUAUCCGCAAAAACCUUUAGUAACAACGCGAGCUAUGGAAUUUUUAAGAUUCCGUGAAUUGCCAGCAGGUCAAAAUGCUAUUGUAGCAAUUCUUUGUUAUAGUGGUUAUAAUCAAGAAGACUCAGUAAUUAUGAAUCAAAGUAGUAUAGAUAGAGGAUUAUUUAGAAGUAUUUUUUAUAGAAGUUAUAUGGAUCAAGAAAAAAAAGUGGGCAUAUUAUCUAUUGAAGAAUUUGAUAAACCGACAAGAGAAACUACCUUACGUCUCAAACAUGGCACAUAUGAAAAAUUAGAGGAGGAUGGUUUAAUUGCACCUGGUACAAGAGUAUCCGGUGAUGAUAUAAUUAUUGGGAAGGUUACACCUAUUCCAGAGCACACUAUUGAACUUGGUCAACGAAAAGAUUCCCAUACACAUAGAGAUGCUUCCACACCAAUGCGAAGUACAGAAAAUGGUAUCGUAGAUCAAGUGAUGGUAACAACAAAUGCCGAAGGAAUGAAAUUCGUUAAAGUAAGAGUUCGGAGUACAAGAAUUCCACAGAUGGGUGAUAAAUUCGCUAGUCGACAUGGUCAGAAAGGUACUAUUGGAAUUACAUAUCGACAGGAAGAUAUGCCGUUUACUUCAGAAGGAAUUACACCAGAUCUUAUUAUAAAUCCUCAUGCCAUCCCAAGUCGUAUGACAAUCGGUCAUUUAGUCGAAUGCUUAUUAGGAAAGGUUUCAACACUCACUGGCCAAGAAGGUGAUGCUACGCCGUUCACUGAUGUGACGGUUGAAGCUAUUUCACACAGUUUGCGACAAAAUGGUUACCAUUCUCGAGGGUUUGAAGUAAUGUAUAAUGGCCAUACAGGACGCAAGUUAGCUGCACAAGUGUUCUUAGGACCGACAUAUUAUCAACGAUUGAAGCAUAUGGUGGAUGAUAAAAUUCAUUCUCGUGCUAGAGGCCCUGUGCAAAUACUUACGCGUCAGCCGGUUGAGGGUCGUAGUCGUGAUGGUGGGUUGCGUUUCGGUGAGAUGGAACGCGAUUGUAUGAUUUCUCAUGGUGUAGCCAUGUUUUUGAAGGAACGAUUAUUCGACGCGUCAGAUGC